AUGGCGGAUCGUCGAGUCUGAGUACCGACAUCGAUCACCGGAUAACUCGAUCGGACGCAGCCGAAAUUGACCAAGUAUAUCCAACGGUUUGGGCCAAACUACUGGAGGUAAUAUUAAAAUUUAAACGCAGUCAGGAUGAGCCCUUUAUGGGUGUUACCGCGGGUCGUUGUUGAAGCCAAACAGAACAGAAACUCAGGAGGCUUUCCGAGCGGCUCAUCCCACCUCCAUCUUGUUUGAGUGCUCCAGCCGCGGCCAGGCACGCUGAAUUAAUCCCGGAGCCCGAGAACAGAGGACUCCUAAUCAAUCCGCAGCAUCGUCCACCUGCCACGGGAGGCAGUUAGUGGGGCCUUGUGUGAGUGAAGUGUGUGAGCGAAACAUUGGGACCCUGAUUUACAAAUGAAAUGCUGAAGAGAGGACUUUGAACUGCUGAGCUGUGGGCCUUUUCUUUUCUUCUUCUUCUUAGCUCAGGAUUAUCCUAAACAAGAGCCUGACCAUCCUGGGCUGACCAAUCAGGCAGCGAUGGACUUCCCAUGCCACAGUGGGAAAGUCUUAGAGCAGCUAAAUCAUCAGCGUCAGCAGGAUCUCCUGUGUGACUGCACGUUUGUGGUGGAUGGUGUGGACUUCAAGGCCCACAAGGCCGUACUGGCGGCAUGCAGCACGUACUUCCAUGCUCUGUUCCUGGACCAAAAGGAUGUUGUGCAUUUGGAUAUCAGUAAUGCUGCAGGCCUUGGACAAAUCCUUGAGUUUAUGUACACAGCUAAGCUGACGCUGAACCCUCAGAAUGUCGAGGACGUUCUGGCUGUAGCCACUUUUCUUCAGAUGCAAGAAAUCGUCGAUGCUUGCUCUGUUUACAAGUCACUCGCAGGACCACCAGUGUUAAACAAUGGUGUAUCCGGUCCAACCGAGCAAAAUCGGAAGCUGAUUAAGGAAGACGACAAUGGUUCUGUGGAGCAACAGGACAGUCACGUCUCGGCUCAAAGCAGCGUCCCCGAGGGAGAUGAAGCUCCCUGUUCAUCCGAGACCCCUGAAGAGCAGCGGGCGAGUUGUAGCGCUACUGAAGGACAAAGCACAGGUGCUGAAAGUGUAGGGAUUCGACCACAAAAGCGCAGCCAACACACCAAGCUAACGGAGGAAGAAAAAGAAGAAGAAGAGGAGCAGGAAGGGAGCGCAACCAAGGAUCUUAUGGAGUAUCAGGAUGACCUGUCUGAUGCUGAUUACAGACCCAAAAUAUCACAAAGAGCUGCAAUUAGGAGGUCUCACGUAAGCACACGGAGAAGCAAGUCAAAAUCCAUCACUCGACAUGUUUCAACGCCAGACGACAGCAGCGAAGAAAGUCUGUCGAAAGCCACUACCGAAGAAAAUAUAAGAGAAGAGUUGGAUCAGGAAGAGGAGUUUGACGAGGAGGAGGAGCAGACAGAUCAGGAUGAUGAAGAAGGGGAGAUGGAUGUAGAUGAUGCGACUGCAGAAGCGACAGAUGAAGGAGAGGGGAAAUGUCUGAGGUCCGGGGUCAUGGCUGAACGCAGUGAGUCCAGAUCGUACGGCUCUGUCACACACAAAUGUGAGGAUUGUGGAAAGAAGUUUACCCACACUGGGAAUUUUAAGCGCCACAUGCGCAUCCAUACAGGCGAGAAACCCUUCAGCUGCAGGGACUGCAACAAGGCAUUUUCUGACCCGGCUGCCUGCAAAGCACACGAAAAAACCCACAGCCCGGUAAAGCCCUACUGCUGUUCCACCUGUGGGAAGAGCUACCGGCAGAUCAGCCUACUGAACCUGCACCGGAAGCGGCACACCGGCGAGGCGCGGUACAGCUGCGAGGAGUGCGGCAAACUCUUCACUACAUCGGGUAACCUGAAGCGCCACCAGCUGGUGCACAGCGGGGAGAAGCCGUACCACUGUGAGUACUGCGAGCGCACUUUCUCAGACCCCACCGCCAAAAUGCGCCACCUGGAGAUCCAUGACACGGACAAGGGCCACAAAUGCCCACAAUGCGACAAGAAAUUCAACCAGAUAGGAAACUUGAAAGCUCACAUGAAGAUCCACAUUGCAGACGGACCGCUGAAGUGUAAAGAGUGCGGGAAGCAGUUUACCACAUCAGGGAACCUGAAGAGGCACCUGCGAGUUCACAGCGGAGAGAAGCCCUUUGUGUGUAUGCACUGUCAGAGAGCAUUCGCUGAUCCGGGGGCACUGCAGAGACACGUGCGCAUUCACACAGGAGAAAAGCCAUGCCUUUGUCUAAUCUGUGGAAAAGGCUUUACGCAGGCUAGUUCGCUGAUUGCUCAUGUCCGGCAGCACACGGGAGAGAAGCCUUAUGUAUGUGACCGCUGUGGCAAAAGGUUUGUGCAGUCCAGCCAACUGGCCAAUCACAUCCGCCAUCAUGACAAUAUACGGCCCCACAAAUGCCAAACCUGCAACAAAGCAUUUGUCAAUGUCGGAGACCUCUCUAAACACAUCAUCAUUCAUACAGGUGAGAAACCUUAUCUUUGCGACAAGUGUGGGCGCGGGUUUAACCGCGUGGACAACCUCCGCUCCCACGUUAAAACUGUUCACCAGGGCAGAGCGGGCAUGAAGAGACUGGUGACGUCAGAGGACGACAACGAGGAGGACAAGCUCCUUCCUGCCACCGCCUCUAUGUCUGAACUUGACGAGAACGAAGUCAAUAUUGUUACAGUCACCACAGACGACAUUGUGACUUUGGCUACAGAAGCGCUGGCGGCCAACACUGUUGCACAGCUGACUGUGGUGCCUGUUACUACGUCUGUAUCUGCUGAUGAAACAGAGGCUCUGAAAGCUGAGAUCACAAAGGCAGUGGAAAAAGUGCAGGAGGCUGAUCCCAACACGCAGAUCUUAUAUGCAUGUGACUCCUGUGGGGAGAAGUUCCUGGAUGCCACUUCUCUGGCCCAGCAUGUGCGAAUACACACAGCCCAGGCUCUCGUCAUGUUCCAGGCUGACUCGGACUUCUACCAGCAGUAUGAAGCGGCGGAUGGUACUUGGCAGACCACCGAGCACGUCAUUCAGGGGGAAGAGAUCCUCUUUAGGAGGGAGGGAGAGGAAGAAGUUAAUGAUGGCACCCAGGGCGAGGAGGCGCGUCCUGAACAUCAGCCUGAGGAGGAGGAAGAGGAGACAGAGUCUCAGAGUGAAACUGCACAAGAGGAUGUACAGAUUUGUGAAAGUCAGGCACAGUGAUGCCAUACUGAGCGAGUCAAGGAAUUAAAAAAAUUCCAGAGACAUUGAUGUAUUUUUGAGGAAUAUAUAAUUUAAAACUUGAAAUAGUACUAUUUCAAGACAAAUGCUACAUUCUUGCUUGUUUUAUGAAUAGAUUGCAUAGCACAAGUACAUAAUAUCAUGUUUAGGUUGUAAAGAAUUAUUUUACAAGAAGCCAGUUGUUUUUGGUCAUUACUUCUAAUUCUAACUCAAUGCACAUUUCUGUAUUAUUCUGAUACUUCUCGCACAAACACAGACGCGUCUAACAUGUCCUCUGCCUUUAUCUGGAUUCUUUGAAAGCACCUACAUUCUUAAUACUGCACUUACAGUGAAAAACUAAAUGUUAUAUACACUGUGCAUAAAAUUAUAACCUGUGUUCUGUCACAGCUAUUUGUGUUUCAUAAAAAAAGGAAUCAUU
This is a messenger RNA of Clarias gariepinus (North African catfish), 3619 nucleotides long. It is a transcript of the gene zbtb17, whose product is annotated as zinc finger and BTB domain containing 17. Gene Ontology annotation, molecular function: protein binding. The transcript is spliced from 16 exons. The record is from RefSeq and is a predicted model, not a curated record. NCBI's taxonomy places the organism in Eukaryota, Metazoa, Chordata, Actinopteri, Siluriformes, Clariidae. Gene Ontology annotation, biological process: negative regulation of transcription by RNA polymerase II; regulation of immune system process; regulation of cytokine production. Bases 520 to 3183 code for a protein of 887 amino acids.